Messenger RNA from Filobasidium floriforme, 843 nucleotides. RefSeq names its product putative 60s ribosomal protein l27. Gene Ontology annotation, biological process: translation. NCBI's taxonomy places the organism in Eukaryota, Fungi, Basidiomycota, Tremellomycetes, Filobasidiales, Filobasidiaceae. Gene Ontology annotation, molecular function: structural constituent of ribosome. The record is from RefSeq and is a predicted model, not a curated record. The transcript is spliced from 4 exons. Gene Ontology annotation, cellular component: ribosome; mitochondrial large ribosomal subunit. The coding region runs from base 81 to 695 and encodes 204 amino acids.
ACAAAAUCCAUAUCACCCCACAAGCAAUCCAACUACUCCUAAUAGCUUCAGAUCAAGUCGCACAAGUACUCUUAGUCGGGAUGUCAGCUUUAUUUCGUUCGAUGACGGCCAUCCGGUCGAGCCUGUGGGCUGGACCUUCUACCACCGGAUCUCUCCGAGCAGACCUUGCCGGUUUCCCAAGCCUUAACUCACAACAAGUAAGAACGGCUACGAAACGAGGAGGAGGGUCUUCCAAGAACGGCCGUUCCUCCGCAGGUAGACGGUUGGGAGUCAAGAAGUUUACCGAUCAAUACGUACUACCCGGUCAGAUUAUCGUGCGACAACGAGGGACGCAGUUCCACGCUGGGCAGAACGUUGGGAUCGGCAAAGAUCACACCCUCUACGCCCUCCAACCGGGUUACAUCAAAUUCUACUCCUCCUCCCUCCCCUUCCCGCACCCCUCAACCUCGCCUAUCACGUCCGCCCUCUCAUCAACCGCCUCGCCAGACUCACCCGACUCUUCCCCAUCCGACCAGACCGCCGCGGGGUUCAAACAAUCCUUGAUAAAACGCCCGAGGGAGAAGAAACAGUACAUCGGGGUGGUGAAUGCGCGGGAAGAGAGGUUGCCUAGGGAUCUGAGUGCGGAGGGACGGGGGAGGGAGAGGCGGUUUUGGGGUGUCGAGCGGGCAGGGCAGGAGGCUGAGGUUCAGAUUUAGGACUUGGGGAGGGGAGCACGGUGUAUCAUAUCACUACAGCAUGGAUCGGGUUCGAUGGUCGAUUCGAUGCACACACAUGAAACCUGGAAUGGUAUGAUGAGCGCGGAUUGAUGUAAAGAGAAGAAGGGUUGAGGCGUAUCAGCGCGAU